Molecule: messenger RNA, 3783 nt
Organism: Gorilla gorilla gorilla (western lowland gorilla)
Lineage: Eukaryota; Metazoa; Chordata; Mammalia; Primates; Hominidae
Exons: 5
Coding region: 287-565 (92 amino acids)
Source: RefSeq, a predicted model, not a curated record
GUAGGCUCUGUUGUCCCUCAGACGGCGCUGCUGCAGUGCGUCUUCGCACUUACGCGGAGCGGUAAUGUGAGGAAGCCUCCCGCCAAACAGAUGAGGGAGGAGGAGGAGGGGAGAGGCCAGAGAGAGAAGCGGCUUUCGGGAAGGAAAGUGUGAUCUAGGAGGUGGAAUAGUCCUCUCCAAACUUUGACCUGAGGUGUGACUAUUGAAUGUCCUUCUAUUUGGAUUUGGAUUACACAAAGUUUAACGUUUUUUGGAAAAAUCCUACCUAGGUAAUGUGUCGUUCUCAAUGCAUCAUGUCAGGCAGCUUAUGAUGCCAAUUUGUCCCAUGGCCUUAAAUUCCACAACCUCAUCAUCUACCACCUUUGGUGCUUUCAGAAUCAUGACUCUCAAUGUUGAAGAGUGGGCUACUGCAUGGAAGGUGCUGAUCCUUUUAGAGGCAGCCGUGGAAGAGGAAAAGAGAUCAGAAGAGAAAAGGAUAUUGGUUUGCUGGAACAUGUGGGACAAGAAGUUCCCAGAAGAAUUUGUGAGCAACUUCCCAACACACGCUGUUGGACUUCAUUUCUGAGCUUCUGGUAGUGAAGUGGUACCAUGUGAUUGAGUUCUGGCCAAUGGAAUAUGGUGGAAGAUUCCACGAAGGAACCGACGGCCCUAGAAGAUGGCAGAACUGUAGACAAAAGGCUGAAUCCCUGAAUGAUUGUAUGAAAGAGAGCACACCCCUCUUCCCCCUUAGUGGCAUUAGUCUGUGAUGUAAGGGAGGAACAGAUCUCAAUUACUCUAAGCCACUGAUAUCUUGAAGUUUGUCAAAGCAGCUAGCCUACCCUGCUAGCUGGGUACGAUACAGCAGGUGCUAAUAUUGCUUUGCAACUUAGGAUUUUUACAUCCUCUUUUCUCAAAAGAAAAUGAGAAAUGAACAUUUAGAGGACAUUUAUUGGAUGCCAAGCAAAUGGCCUAAGUCAUGGGAAAGCAAAAAUGAAGAAGAUAUCAUCCAUGCCCUCAAGGGACUUGAAGUUUGCCCAGAGAACUUGGAAUGUACUCUGGGAACAAACAACUGGGCAACUAAUUAUAAGACAAUGUGAUUGGUAGUUCUUAAAGAUGCAGAUGGAGGCCAGGCACAGUGGCUGACGCCUGUAGUCCCAGCACUUUGGGAAGCCAAGGUGGGCAGAUCAUCUGAGGUCAGGAGUUUGAGACCAGCCUAACCAACAUGGUGAAACCCUGUCUCUACUAAAAAUACAAAAAAAUUAGCUGGGUGUGGUGGUGGGCACCUGUAAUCCCAGCUACUCAGGAAGCUGAGGCAGCAGAAUCACUUGAACCUGGGAGGCGGAGGUUGCAGUGAGCCGAGAUUGCGCCAUUGCACUCCAGCCUGGGCAAUAAGAGUGAAACUCAUCUCAAAAGAGAAAAAAAAAAGAUGCAGAUGGAGUGGUGGUAAGGGAGAAAUGGAAAGACUCUCAAAGGAUGUGCUCUUUGGGCCAGGCAGAGAAGAGGUUCGGGUUAGGAAGGGCGAGGCAGUGCAGAUAUAAGAGUCAUUGGCGCAGAUGUCAGAAUGACUAAAGUCCUUAGUAUGUUUAGAGCAGGUAUAAGACAUCUGGAGGUCCAUGAGGCUGGGGAUGUAGGCAGGAAGACAGAGUUAGACAGGACCUUGCUGGUCAAGCUAAGGGGUUUGGACUUUAUGCUGGCAGUUACUUGGUCUCCAAACUCUUCUGAUCAUCACCCCAUCAAUAAAUGAUUUUAAAACCCUCCCCAAUAGAUGUAUCUGUUAAUUUAUAAAGGCCAUUCACGUAUUACCAUGCUUACAUAUCAUCUGUAUUAUCAACAAUACACAAACUGUAGCAUUUUUAAAAAUUUGAGAUGAAAAAUAAAUAAAAAUGAAAGUUUGAAUAUUUUCAGCUCUACCCCACUAGCUUGGCUUGCAAACCUCCUGUGAGGUAAGCUCCCUCUUUGGAGGCUCCUGCAAGAGACAAAAAAUGAGAUGGUAAAGCAGGAGAUGGUGAAGCAGGAGACAUCUACUUAGAUCUUGUUUAAGGAAGGUAACCUAGGUUGCCAGGGAGAGACUGAAUCUGGGGAGAAAACACUAGUCAGGACAGUGAAUUCUAAAUAGUUUUCUUUUGUAUUUUCCUCAGUGAUUUCCAUCUCUCCAUUUGUUGACUCCUUCUAACUCCAGGCUCUUUGGAUAAAUUUGUUUCAAUAUCUGGAAUCCUCAAGGGGAUGGAGAGAACCAAGAAUGUAGGAUUGAGAAGGUGGGGAUGAGGAUGAGGCUGUCUUCCUCCUAUGAGCAUGAGUCAGGACACCUGCUAGAACCUCCAGGAGGGAACCAGUGGUACAGGGAGCAGGAGAGCCCAGUGGGCAGCACAGCAAAGCAUUUGUCUCUCUCUGUCUCCCAGGCUGGAGUGCAGUGGCGCGAUCUCGGCUCACUGCAACCUCCCACUCCUAGGUUCAAGCAAUUCUUCUGCCUCAGCCUCCCAUCGUUGUCUCAUUCUUAGCACCCCAACACAGCUUGCCUGGGAACGCCACUCCCUGAGACAUCCACUGUGAGCCCUGACAGCCACGAGAAAAACGUAGCUAAUUUUCUCGGAGUUAGGAGCCUCUGGGUGGCUUCAUCAGACUGGCAGCAAGCCUAGCUGCUAGUGAGGGCUAGUUAUGGCAAGCUAUGGAGUAGCUGGAGUAGUUCUCCGAUCCCCAGUUCCCCUUGAUGUGCCUUCCUCUUAAUUCCCUGAUCAUCCAUUCUUUUCUUUCCAGGAGCCAGUGCUGAAAACCUGCUCACAGAUUGGUAUCUGAUACCAGUUGGUUAGGCCUUAAUCAGAAUUUAAACCAACACAUUCUUGUCCAAGGGUAUUUGCACUGUAAGCCUUAUGGCUACCUUGUUCCUUAUUAGAGAGAUAGCAAGGAUCAAACAGAAAGUAUGGGAGGAGUGUGGGGUGGAGACCCCACGCUGGGCUCCAGAAACAAGUGGUCACCUGUUCUCAGGUCCAGUGCCCACUUGUCCAGGGCUGUGCAACCCCUCUUCCCGUUGAGGUCGAGGAGGGGUGUUGGCUCUUCUGUUAUGUGGAUGAGAUGCCCACACAGGCAGUGUGAGGGCUUUAGAUGUAGGACCUUGAAAUGCUCUUGAAAAAAGGGAUUUUUAGCAUUUUUCUUUUCUUUGGCUUUGUUCCACGAAUGCACUGCAGGAGAUAGGUUAGAGAUAAACGCUAUGUAAGAUGAUAUUUGAAAAUGGAAUGAUAUCUUUGUUGUUUACCAUUUCAAAGCUUAUGAAGUUGAAAACUAAUUUGGGUCCCUCCCCAAUGUUUUCUUACUGUGAUACGUGUUGUCUUUUAUUUCUUCUUCACAUUCCACAACAGCACAUCCUCAUCCUUGGUAUGAGCCACUGAAUUUUCACAGGCCCUUGCAAGGAUCUAAUGCUGAAGUCACCAUUCUGUGCAGUCUCUGUGGGUGAAGAUCACUUCCCUUUCAUUGUGGUUUACACAGUUCAUUGUGCAGGGCAGGAAAUGAGUUCCCAGUAAUUCUGAUGUGAUCGGAAUCUCAUUUGGUUUCUAUAGUAGGAUCUAAACUAUAUGCUCUCAUCUGAUAUUUUUGCUCAUCUAGAAAAAGAUGAAGUAAAUUCAUGUCUCUGUAAGUUGGAAUUAUGUAGGCAAAAUUAGCUUCAAGUAUGCAAUUUGGGUUUUGAGAGGACACACUUUAAAAUAUUUUUGUGACUGUUCAUGUUGAACUCACUAGUAUAUAGUUGGAUCAGUCGGAGAACCUGUCUGAGUCUUAUUUCUCUUGACAUGGCACAGGAUAAUAAUCCAACCA